AUGGAAAAGAAAAACACAGGAGCGAGUAGUAGCAAGGAGAGGAAACAAUCCACGGGGGAGAAGAUACCUUCUCUGGAUGAGAAGCUUGAUAAAAUUGUAGAAAUUGUAAGUGACAUGAGACACAAUAUAGUGGAAAAAAGAGAUAUUAAAAAACUCAUUACAGAAAUUGUUAAAGAAGAAAUUGACGAAAUAAAACAGGAAGUUAUUUAUUGGAAAGAUAUGGAAUUAGAGACUCUAGUUAGGAAAACUGUAAGUGAGGAAGUAAAUAAAAUAAAAAAAGAUCUACUGAACUUUGUGCCACAAAACAUUCAAGUUGUACAAAGUCAACCAAAGAGCUAUAGGCAAGCAGCCAAAUCGGAAAAUAUCAUCAUAGUGAAACCAGUCCAGGAACAAGGAAGUGAGACCACAAAGAAACAAGUAAAAGAAAGAAUCGAUAUCAAGAGCAUGCAUAUUGGAGUCACAAAAGUAAAAAAGGGUAGAGAUGGUGCGGUCAUACUGAAUGCAGCACAAGAAAGUGAAAUUCAAGGCCUGAAGAAUACGAAUAGGCAGAAGAAGCCUAAGAUAAGAAUAAUUGGAAUAGAUGCAGAAGAGAUGGAAAUGAAUGGUAGCCAAAUGAUAGAAACAAUAAAAACUCAAAAUGACAUGAAUGCGUCCCAUAUGAAAAUAAUCAAGAAGAUAAGAAAAAUUGUAAGAGUGGGAGAGCAAAAUGAUAGAAGAAACACGGAAGGUACGGUGAUACUGGAAGUAGAUACCGAAACGCACAACAAAAUAAUCGAGAAGAGGAAACUUAACUUGGGAUGGAAAAAAUGUCCAGUACAAGAUUUUGUAAGUGUUAAAAGAUGUUUUAAAUGUUGGGGAUACAAUCACAUUGCGAAGUAUUGCAAACGAGAAGAGGCGUGUCAGCACUGUGCGGGUAAGCACAAAGGCAGUGAAUGCAAAGAAGCCAAGAAAAGAUACGUAAACUGUAUGUUUAAGAUACAAAAGUAUCAUGUGUCGAUAAGCGAUGAACAUGAUGCACUUGAUAAAGAAUGUCCCACAUUCAAGAGGAUGAUGGAAGAAGAACGGAAGAGAACAGAACACCUCGUUGAUGAAUAG
This is a messenger RNA of Cephus cinctus (wheat stem sawfly), 1095 nucleotides long. RefSeq lists its product as uncharacterized. Bases 1 to 1095 code for a protein of 364 amino acids. Lineage: Eukaryota; Metazoa; Arthropoda; Insecta; Hymenoptera; Cephidae. The transcript has a single exon. The record is from RefSeq and is a predicted model, not a curated record.